CAUGUCUGUUCCUCAGGGCCAUGUUCUGCAGUAACUUGUCAUGUCUGUUCCUCAGGGCCAUGUUCUGCAGUAACUCAGGGCCAUGUUCUGCAGUAACUCAGGGCCAUGUUCUGCAGUAACUUGUCAUGUCUGUUCCUCAGGGCCAUGUUCUGCAGUAACUCAGGGCCAUGUUCUGCAGUAACUCAGGGCCAUGUUCUGCAGUAACUCAGGGCCAUGUUCUACAGUAACUCAGGGCCAUGUUCUGCAGUAACUUGUCAUGUCUGUUCCUCAGGGCCAUGUUCUGCAGUAACUUGUCAUGUCUGUUCCUCAGGGCCAUGUUCUGCAGUAACUCAGGGCCAUGUUCUGCAGUAACUCAGGGCCAUGUUCUGCAGUAACUUGUCAUGUCUGUUCCUCAGGGCCAUGUUCUGCAGUAACUUGUCAUGUCUGUUCCUCAGGGCCAUGUUCUGUAGUAACUUGUCAUGUCUGUUCCUCAGGGCCAUGUUCUGCAGUAACUCAGGGCCAUGUUCUGCAGUAACUCAGGGCCAUGUUCUGCAGUAACUCAGGGCCAUGUUCUACAGUAACUCAGGGCCAUGUUCUGCAGUAACUUGUCAUGUCUGUUCCUCAGGGCCAUGUUCUGCAGUAACUCAGGGCCAUGUUCUGCAGUAACUCAGGGCCAUGUUCUACAGUAACUUGUCAUGUCUGUUCCUCAGGGCCAUGUUCUGCAGUAACUCAGGGCCAUGUUCUCCAGUAACUCAGGGCCAUGUUCUGCAGUAACUCAGGGCCAUGUUCUGCAGUAACUUGUCAUGUCUGUUCCUCAGGGACAUGAUCUGCAGUAACUCAGGGCCAUGAUCUGCAGUAACUCAGGGCCAUGUUCUGCAGUAACUCAGGGCCAUGUUCUACAGUAACUCAGGGCCAUGUUCUGCAGUAACUUGUCAUGUCUGUUCCUCAGGGCCAUGAUCUGCAGUAACUCAGGGCCAUGAUCUGCAGUAACUCAGGGCCAUGUUCUGCAGUAACUCAGGGCCAUGUUCUACAGUAACUUGUCAUGUCUGUUCCUCAGGGCCAUGUUCUGCAGUAACUUGUCAUGUCUGUUCCUCAGGGCCAUGUUCUGCAGUAACUUGUCAUGUCUGUUCCUCAGGGCCAUGUUCUGCAGUAACUUGUCAUGUCUGUUCCUCAGGGCCAUGUUCUGCAGUAACUUGUCAUGUCUGUUCCUCAGGGCCAUGUUCUGUAGUAACUUGUCAUGUCUGUUCCUCAGGGCCAUGUUCUGCAGUAACUUGUCAUGUCUGUUCCUCAGGGCCAUGUUCUGCAGUAACUUUGUGGAGAGCAGACAGGGUCGUGUGGAUCUGAAGGGUAUCUCCCCUGACGUGCUCAGUGGCAUAGUGGACUAUGUGUAUACAGGAGCCAUCACCAUCAGCAUGGACAUAGUGCUGCCUCUAAUGCAGGCUGCCUCUAUGCUGCACUAUGGACGGCUGUUUGAGGCCUGCUCCACCUUCCUUCAGGAGCAGCUGAGCCCAGACAACUGUCUCAGUAUGAUCAGGUUGUCUGAGAUCCUCCACUGUGACAGUCUGAAGGAGAGGGCUAAGGAGAUGGCCGUGAGGAGCUUCUCAGACGUAGCUGCCUCCGAAGACUUCUGUGAGCUCUCCUUACCGGAGCUUAUGUGUUACCUGGAGGACGAUCGGCUGUGUGCAGAGGAGGAGCAGGUGUUUGAGACCCUCCUGGCGUGGAUCCACCACGACCCGUUCUCCCGGCGCGGCGCCAUCCACGACCUCUUCAAGAAGGUGCGCCUGCGCUACAUCCACCCCACCUACCUGUUCCAGUUCAUCGCCAACGACCCGCUAGUGCAGUCCUCCACGCUCUGCACUGAGAUCAUUGAGUCCGUCCGUCGCCUCAUGCUCUCGGUCAGUGCCAAGUGCGGUCGUGAGCUGAAGCCCCUCUGGACCACACCGCGCCGCUACACCUGCCGAGAGACGCUCGUUGUGGUCGGCGGGCGCAAGAAUAACGAGCAGACAUCCCGGGAAGCCCUGCUCUAUGAUGAGAGGACUCAGCGCUGGCAGUGGCUGGCCAAGCUGCCCCUACGACUCUACAAGGCCUCCUACGUCUGUAUCCACAGCAUCCUGUAUGUGGUGGGGGGGCUCAGCCUCAGCAUGGCCUCAGGAGACAGCUCUGUGUCUGCCACCGUCUACACCCUCUCCCUCAAGACCAACCAGUGGAGGACGGCUGAGCCCAUGUUGGAGCCGCGCUACGCCCAUCAGAGUGUCUCCUAUCUCCACUUCAUCUUUGUCCUGGGGGGGAUCGGAGUUGACAAACAGAUCUCCAACUCCGUGGAGAGGUACAACAGUAUGUUUAACCAAUGGGAGGCCAUGGCUCCUCUCCCCAGCGCCGUGCUGCACCCCGCCGUCGCCGCCAACGACCAGAGGGUCUAUGUGUUCGGAGGGGAGGACGCCAUGCAGAACCCUGUCAGGGAGAUACAGGUGUAUCACAUCUCCAGGAACCUGUGGUCCAGAUUGGAAACCAGGACAGUGAAGAACGUCUGUGCACCUGCUGCUGUCAUCGAAGAUAAGAUCUACAUCAUUGGAGGGUACACUAGACGGAUGAUCGCCUACGACACCAAAGCCAACAAGUUUGUAAAGUGUGAGAACCUGAAGGAGAGGCGAAUGCACCACAGCGCCACGGUCAUCAACAACAAGCUGUACGUGACGGGGGGGCGCUUCCUGAACGGGCACGACACCAUCGAGGACUCGGACUGCUUCGAGUGUUACGACCCCAAGACGGACGUGUGGACCUCCAAGGGGACGCUGCCAUACAAACUGUUCGACCACGGCUCCCUGCCUCUGGUUUGUGUCUCCAACAGACCCAACCCCCCCUGAGUGACCCACAACAUCUUAUCAACAUCAUCUGGUCGUCUGGAGUCCAACAGUAGGGUGAACAGUGGGACUGACUUCUACAGCUGCCUCUCUGUCCCCCAUUACAGAUGCAAUGUCCUCCACUCCUCCAGUCCAUUGUCACAUUUGAGCUGGUCCACAAACUGUAUAUGAUCUCUCUGAUGAGUGACCCACACCAUCCCCAAAACUCCUUGGACUCCUAGCCUAGCCGGCUCCUAACCUAAUCUAGCUAGCUACCUGUCAUGGACUCCUAGCCUAGCCGGCUCCUAACCUAAUCUAGCUAGCUACCUGUCAUGUUACUCCUUCACAGCAGUUAUAAUUGGACACCACAGCUGGGAUCGGAAACCAUCUGAACAGACAGACGUUGGUCUCUUCUCUCACACAGUCACAGGACGUCAACACACGCCUCAGACAUGGUCUUGAUGCUAGCAUCUGUGGCGUUCUAAAUCAAAACCUGAGAUCUUAGCUGGCAGGCAGAGGUGUCACAAGGGCCCCAGGGAGGGAGGGAGGGAGGGAGGGAGAUCGGAGGACAGAGUCUCCACACUCCUCCAAGGGUAAAUCUGAAAUGACACCCUAUUCCCUAUACAGUUCACGACUUCUGGUCAGAACUAGUUUACUACAUAGGGAAUAGGGUAGGCUCUGGUCAAGACAAGGGAAUAGGGUGCCAUUUCAGACCAACGCUCCCCUACCCAAACUAAGUCCACAUAACACUGAUUGAAGCCCUGUAACAGAGCUGGAUGAUAUGGCCAUAAAUUGCCUGAAUUGAUAUAAUAACGAUAAAGAAUAAGGAUCCGUCUCUAACAUGAAGGUGCACCACAGUUUCUAGCAUGAAUGUGCACCACAGUUUCUAGCAAUGUGCACCAUAGUUUCUAACAAUGUGCACCACAGUUUCUAGCAUUAAUGUGCACCACAGUUUCUAGUAUUAAUGUGCACCACAGUUUCUAACAUUAAUGUGCACCACAGCUUCUAACAAUGUGC
Molecule: messenger RNA, 3836 nt
Organism: Oncorhynchus mykiss (rainbow trout)
Lineage: Eukaryota; Metazoa; Chordata; Actinopteri; Salmoniformes; Salmonidae
Source: RefSeq, a predicted model, not a curated record